Maudiozyma barnettii is the source of this 1356-nucleotide messenger RNA. It is a transcript of the gene FBP26, whose product is annotated as fructose-2,6-bisphosphatase. The transcript has a single exon. Bases 1 to 1356 code for a protein of 451 amino acids. NCBI's taxonomy places the organism in Eukaryota, Fungi, Ascomycota, Saccharomycetes, Saccharomycetales, Saccharomycetaceae. Gene Ontology annotation, cellular component: cytosol. The record is from RefSeq and is a predicted model, not a curated record. Gene Ontology annotation, molecular function: fructose-2,6-bisphosphate 2-phosphatase activity; ATP binding; 6-phosphofructo-2-kinase activity. Gene Ontology annotation, biological process: fructose metabolic process; fructose 2,6-bisphosphate metabolic process.
AUGGUAUUAAAGAAAUUAACAAAUGAAAAAGAUUUAAAAUUAUGUGUGGUUAUGGUUGGUUUACCAGCUCGUGGGAAAUCCUUUAUUUCACAAAAGAUAGUUAGAUAUUUAUCAUGGUUAUCAAUUAAUUGUAAAUGCUUUAAUGUUGGAAAUUAUAGAAGGGUAUUAGGUAUUGAUAACCCUAAAUAUGGAUUUUUCGAUUUUGAUAAUUUAUCAUCUUAUGAUAUUAGGGAAAACGCAUUAAAAUUAGCAUUUGAAGAUAUGUUAUCAUGGUUUGAUGAUGCUAUUGAUAAUAAAGUUGCGAUAAUUGAUGCUACUAAUAGUACAAGAGAAAGAAGAAAUUGGAUUAUUAAAAAUUGUGAAAAAAAUAAUGUUCAUCCAAUGUUUUUAGAAAGUUGGUGUGAUGAUCCUGAGACUAUUAUGGCUAAUGUUAAAGAUAUUGCGAUAACAUCUCCAGAUUAUGAUGGGAUGGAUGAAAAAUCAGCUGAAGAUGAUUUUAUGAAAAGAAUUGAAAAUUAUCAAAAUGUUUACUCUACUUUAAAUACAACAGAUGAUAAAGAUAUUACUUUUGUUAAAUUAAUUAAUAUAUCUCAUGAAAUUAUUAUUAAUAAGAUUCAAACAUACUUACAAAGUAGAAUAGUAUUUUAUGUGAUGAAUAUUAGAAUUAAACCAAAAUGUAUAUGGUUAUCAAGACAUGGUGAAUCUAUUUAUAACGUCGAACAAAAGAUAGGUGGUGAUUCUUCAUUAUCAGAGAGAGGCUUAAAAUAUGCUUCGAAAUUGAAAAGUUUAAUUAAAGAAAAUGUUAAAAAUAAUGAACAAGAUUUAUCUGUAUGGACUUCCACUUUAACUAGAACCAAAGAGACAGCCCAAUAUUUACCAUAUUCAAAAUUGGAAUGGAAAGCAUUAGAUGAAUUAGAUGCUGGUGUUUGUGAUGGUAUGACAUAUGAAGAAAUUGAAGAAAUUUAUCCAGAAGAUUUUAAAGCUCGUGAUGAGGAUAAAUAUGAAUACAGAUACCGUGGUGGUGAAUCAUAUAGAGAUGUUGUUAUUAGGUUAGAACCAGUAAUUAUGGAAUUAGAAAGACAAGAAAAUGUAUUAAUUAUUACACAUCAAGCUGUCUUAAGAUGUAUCUAUGCUUAUUUUAUGAAUGUACCAAAGGAAGAAUCUCCAUGGGUAUCAAUUCCAUUGCAUACAUUAAUUAAAUUAGAACCAAGAGCAUAUGGUACAAAAGUGACUAGAAUUAAAGCGAAUAUUCCUGCUGUAAGUACUUAUAAAGAAAAAGGUACGAGUCACGUUGGUGAAAGCUCAUCUGCUAAAGGGUCUCAUAAUCUUUUAGUUAACGCUCCUGAGAUCAAUUAA